This is a messenger RNA of Momordica charantia (bitter melon), 1284 nucleotides long. RefSeq lists its product as uncharacterized. Lineage: Eukaryota; Viridiplantae; Streptophyta; Magnoliopsida; Cucurbitales; Cucurbitaceae. The record is from RefSeq and is a predicted model, not a curated record. Gene Ontology annotation, molecular function: zinc ion binding.
AUGAAACAUGAUCACAGACAAGUCCGAAGUCGUGUGGUUGGUCAAAUCAUAAAAACCAACUUCGAGGAUCCAAAUUGUCGUUAUAGGCCGAAGGAUAUUGUUAACGACAUGCGCAAAAAUUAUGACAUUAACAUCCAGUAUGAAAAGGCGUGGCGUGCAAAAGAAGUAGCCUUGGACCUUUUGAUGGGUUCCCCCAAGAAGUCUUAUACUCUGCUGCGUAAAUAUGGCGAGGCGUUAAAAUUUGUGAACCCAGGUACGAUAUUUAAUUUGAAGCUUGAGGAUGAUAAAUAUUUUCAAUAUGCAUUCAUGGCCCUUGGAUGCUCUAUAAGGGGGUUUAGAAGCUGCAUUCGAUCAGUUCUUGUCAUUGACGGUGCUCAUCUGAAAGGAAAAUAUAAAGGUGUAAUACUUAUUGCCUCUUCUGUUGAUGGUAAUAAUCAGAUUUAUCCAGUAGCGUUUGGAAUCGUUGAUAAGGAAUCAGACAACUCUUGGACUUGGUUCUUGGAUCAAGUGAAGAGUGCGAUUGGAGAGGUAGAUGGAUUGGUUUUCGUGUCCGACCGGCAUCAAGCCAUUAAUAACUCUGUAGCUAAUGUAUUCCCUAAUGCUGAACAUGUUAGUUGCAUGCAUCACAUCAAGAUGAACCUUAAUGAUAAGUUCAAGAACGAGGGCAUGCAGAUGUUGUAUCUUCAAGCUGCGCAAGCAUUCAAGAAAUCAACAUUUCGGUAUUACUGGAACCAACUUGCUGGAUUCCCAGAAGUGCAAAGGUACUUACAGGAAGUCGGGUUCGACAAAUGGUCACGAGCCUAUCAACCUGAAUUGAGGUACAACCAAAUGACAACUAACAUUGCAGAGUCCAUGAAUGCAGUACUUGUGCAUGCACGAGCUUUGCCAGUCACUGCACUGUUAGAAAAUUGUCGUGUGCUUCUACAACGAUGGUUUUAUGAACGGCGGACACAUGCAGCCACAAUAACAUCUUGUCUUACUGAAUAUGCUGAGGACAUUCUAAGACAAUCUUCUGAACAAGCCCGACGACACACCAUUCGACCUAUCGACAAUUACGAGUUUGAGGUACACGAUGGUAGUAAUAAGGUGCGUGUCAAUCUGAACAGUAAGACUUGUUCGUGUAAACAGUUCGACUACUACCAGAUUCCAUGCUCUCAUGCUAUUGCUGCAGCGGUGCUUCAAAACGUGAACCGUUAUACAUUGUGUUCAUCCAAGUAUAAAUUGGAGACACUAAUUACUGCAUAUGCUGAACCAAUCUAUCCACUGGGCAACGAGGAGGCUUGA